UUACGAGCAAUCAAGUACGAAGUUCAGCCUUUUACGACUUCCAACAAAGACUUACUGUAUCAGAAUACUGCUUUGAAACUUUGUUUUAGUCCCAAUAGGAGCUUUUAACUCGACGGUCGAAAUAAACUCGAAAAAUAUAUGCGCGGGAUCAUGUUAAGAAAUGUGAAUAUGCAAGCGUUGUUUAUAAUGUAAAAAUUAGUUUUUGAGUUAAAAACAUAAUUUAAAACAAAAUAAAAAGAACUACAAGGCUUAUACACUUAAUCUCAGAUCGUUUAGGUUAGGGUUUUAAAAAGUAUUAAAAAAUUGAUCGAUGUGCUUAAACUGAUAAAGGCAAUAUAUAACACCGGUAUUAAGGAACGAAACAGAAGACCUUACCACAAAAGGCUUUAAGAUUCGACAAACGUAAAUCGACUUUGUGCUGUAUGAUAAGAUAAUCAAUAACUAUGAACUCAAACGUGAACGUACUGAUGUCAUAUAAAAAAAUUAAAAGUUGGAUAAAUAGAACAACUCGUACCUAAAUAUUCUCGAUUUAUUAAUGCUCAAAUCUUAACGAGAAGACUGCUGCGAUGUUUCUACCAAAAUUGCAACAAAGAGGGAUAGCUUUUGGCAUAGUUAUGUUACUAAUCGAGGCAAUAGGGAUCAUUGAAAAUCACUCCGUGCCUCAUAUAAAAGGAAUCAGCGAAUCAGAUGAACUUGGCCCAGAGUUUUUGGCGAAGCUGAGCAACAUUACGGUACCCAUAGGACGUGACGUAUCAUUUACAUGCGUUGUCGACAACUUAGGUCAAUACCGUGUGGCAUGGAUUAAAUCCGAUUCAAAGGCAAUACUUGGGAUACAUACACAUAUGGUCUCGCUAAAUCCAAGAUUAUCUGUGACACACAAUGGCCACAAUACCUGGAAACUUCACAUAUCCCGCGUACAGAUAAAUGAUUCAGGCAGCUACAUGUGCCAAGUUAACACAGAUCCCAUGAAGAGCAUUUCUGGAUACCUAGAUGUUGUUGUGCCACCAGAUAUUUUAAACGACCCAGAGCAUAAUCUAGAGGAAGGUGUAAGCACAGAGGGUGGUAGUAUUUCACUGUUAUGCAGUGCAACUGGCGUUCCUAAACCGAAAGUACAGUGGCGGCGUGACGCCGGAAAGGAUAUAAUACUUCGAUCAGAAAGCAGAGAUAAACAAGCUCUUAAGGCAGUCGAAGGAGAAAGACUUAUGUUGACAAAUGUACAUCGUUCCGAUAUGGGAGCAUACAAUUGCAUUGCAUCUAAUGGUAUACCGCCAUCAGUAAGCAAGCGCUAUGAAGUCCAUGUGAAUUUUUCCCCAACAAUUAAAGCUGUCAAUCAAUUAGUUGGCGCGCCAGUGGAAAGAGAAGUAACUUUGGAAUGCAUAGUUGAAGUGUACCCCAAACCUCUUAACGGUUGGUACCGUAAUGAAGGCAACAUUAAACUUCACAAUGGAAACAAAUACAACAUUUCUGAAGAAAUGAUUAAUUUGUACACAUGGCAUCUAAACCUUACCAUUAGAUAUUUGACUAAAUCAGACUUUGGAGCUUAUAGUUGUUCAAGCGUAAAUGCGCUUGGUAAGAGCGAAUCACGUAUUCGCCUGCAAGAAUUGCGAUUGCCACCCAAGUCAACAACAAUGACAACUCCUCAGAUGCAUACCACGGGCAAACCGCGUCGAAAACAGACACCCAGUCACAGCAAAGGACUGAACGAAGUGGUGCGUAGCAAGGAAACCCACUUUUCAAAUCAAGUACAGCAAGAGAAUGACAUAUACAGCGGUGGGAUUGGAGUGCUUCAGCGUACAAACAGUGGAGGUAAUGGGGAAGUAUUAAACAGUGAAAACAGCAUGAUUAAUGGACCAGAAGUGCACACUCAUGUACCCGUACGUUACGGAAAUGAAAAAACUUACGAGCCUGGAGUCAUACCAUCACCUAUUACACCCUGGAUACUUAGAAAUGCAGGGUCUCGACGCCUUGCGCCCCCAACAAAAACUUCCAAAGCGUUAGUGAUAUUAUUUUGUGUGUUGUCCCCGAGUACGUAUAUGCUCCUAUUAUUAUAAAGCUCUCUAAAAUAAACUGUUAAUUGGAGUUGCCCACUUCUGAACUGCCUACCAGUUUUGAAAACAACGAUUCAUUGAUUUCUCAUUUAAGUUCUUCAUGUUGCAUAGUGUAAAGCAUUUUCAUUGAGUCAAAGCCUUUCAUAUCAAGCUAAUCGAAUGUAAGUUAACAUGUUAAAGAAAAUCAUUUAAAUAACAUAAGUGCAAGUAAUUUAAAAAAGCAACAAUUAAAGUAUGUUAUGUACGUAUAUAAUAUUAUUUUAAGGGGACUGGUUUUUUGUCAAUUAGGUAAGUUUAUCUAGUAUACAUAAUGAAGAAAAAUUAACACUAAAAUGAGAAAAUUGCACAAAUAAAUAACUGCAUAAAAUUCUAUCUUUUUUUACUUUGAAUAUAUGAACCUCUUAAUUU
Drosophila ficusphila is the source of this 2456-nucleotide messenger RNA. RefSeq names its product lachesin (gene DIP-lambda). Gene Ontology annotation, cellular component: neuron projection. The transcript is spliced from 11 exons. The coding region runs from base 567 to 2051 and encodes 494 amino acids. Lineage: Eukaryota; Metazoa; Arthropoda; Insecta; Diptera; Drosophilidae. The record is from RefSeq and is a predicted model, not a curated record.